Molecule: messenger RNA, 1788 nt
Organism: Fonsecaea pedrosoi CBS 271.37
Lineage: Eukaryota; Fungi; Ascomycota; Eurotiomycetes; Chaetothyriales; Herpotrichiellaceae
Exons: 2
Coding region: 1-1788 (595 amino acids)
Source: RefSeq, a predicted model, not a curated record
AUGAAUUUCGCGGCAUCAAGGACCCAGCUGAAACGGAGUACGGCGGUCGCAGGGUCACUGCUAUUUUGGCGGACGAACAGAAAGAGGUUGAAUACCACUUUUGACGAGGCAUCUGAUCUCCAAUACGACGUAGUGGUCCUGGGAUCCGGCGCGUCGGGGCUGACCACCGCAGUUACCGCGGCCCAGAAUGGCUUGAAGGUCCUGGUGCUCGAGAAGACGAGGUUUUUCGGUGGGACGACGGCCUAUUCUGGAGGCGCUCCGUGGAUCCCAGUGAACAAGUACCAGCCUACUAUAGGAGUUCGAGACACCAAAACUGCCGCCGAGACGUAUCUGCGCAGUGUUCUUGGUCCUACGCAUUUUGCGAGUGCGGAAAAGAACAUCGAAGCAUAUCUUAAUACGGCCCCAAAGAUGGUGGAAUGGAUGGAAGCCAAUACCGCCGUCAAAUUUCAAGCAACUACGCUGCCUGACUACCGGCCAAAUCUUGAAGGCGCGUCCAAAGGUCGUACAAUCAUACCAGUCGACUUCAAUGGCAGACUGCUUGGCCAGGAGUUGUGCAAUGUUCGUUAUACGUUACAGGGCAUGAAGGCGUUUGGGUCGAUGCAGGUGAGCCCCUUGGAGACGGAAAUUCUGCAAAAUCCCUUUGGCUCGGUAUCCAACUUGGUCCACACGGCAAAGAAAGGUGCCAACUGGAUUCUUGACCUGCUCGUUUAUGGAAAAGGGUCCUUCAUGGUCGGUGGCAACGCUCUAGUUGGUCGUUUGCUCCUCACUGCCAUCGAAUUAGGAGUGACGCUGGAAACUGAAGCUGAAGUGACGGGGCCACUGAUGGAAGACGACCGCGUCGUGGGUGUGCUUCUCUCCGUUGCCAAUGGAGAAAAGCAGAUUCCCAUCAAGGCUUCCAAAGGCGUUGUCCUUGCUACUGGAGGUUUCGGCAGGUCUGAAGAAGGUAAGGAGUUUGUGCCUCAAGACUGGAGUGCUGUGCCAAAGACAAACCUGGGAGACGGGAUCCGAUUGGGCCUCGAGGCCGGAGGAUAUCUCCCACCACCCAACGAAGACAAUGCCAUCUACGCACCGAUCUCUGUGCUUCAGUAUGACGACAACCGCACGCGCUGUCUCCCGCACUUUGCGGGCGAUCGGACGAAGCCGGGAUCACUCAUCGUGGACGAGAAUGGGAAGCGUUUCGAGAACGAGUCGCGAAAUUACCAGGACUUUGUCAAGAAAAUGCACUCCCUCCAGAUCAACAAGGCUUACUACAUCGCCGACGCGGACCAUCUGCGCAACUACGGCAUGGGCAUGGCGCUGCCGUGGCCCUACUGGAACCGCAACGUCCUGCGCAAGGGCUAUCUGAUCAAGGCGCAAACGAUCCCCGAGCUGGCGGAGACCCUCAAGAUCCCAGUAGCAAACCUACAACAAUCAGUGGAGGACAUGAAUACGUACGCAAAGACGGGCAGGGAUGUUCAGUUCCAUCGUGGCGAAGACGCCUACGAUCAAUUCUACGGCGACCCCGCCGUCAAACCGAACUCCAGCUUGGGACCGAUUCGCAAGCCACCCUUUUAUGCUCUUCCUCUGUACCCAGGGAACGUGAGCGUCAUGUAUGGUUUGGCCACCAACCAGAACGCUCAAGUGCUAUCCAAGGAAGGCAGCGUCGUCAAGGGUCUUUACGCCGUGGGUUGCGACAAUAAUAGUAUAAUGCGAGGCCAAUACCCGGGUGGAGGAAGUAGUAUCGGCCCAGCCAUGACCUUUGGGUAUAUCGCGGCACUGCAUCUAGCCGGUCGGCUGGGUCAGGAUUGA